This is a messenger RNA of Arvicola amphibius (Eurasian water vole), 3322 nucleotides long. RefSeq names its product 2-oxoglutarate and iron dependent oxygenase domain containing 2 (gene Ogfod2). The transcript has 7 exons. The coding region runs from base 1804 to 2853 and encodes 349 amino acids. Gene Ontology annotation, molecular function: iron ion binding; oxidoreductase activity, acting on paired donors, with incorporation or reduction of molecular oxygen; L-ascorbic acid binding. The record is from RefSeq and is a predicted model, not a curated record. Lineage: Eukaryota; Metazoa; Chordata; Mammalia; Rodentia; Cricetidae.
GAGCCAGGCAGUAUUUAAAAGAAUACAAUUUGUGUGUUGUUAUUUUGGGGCAUAAGCUAGCCGGUGGCCAGGAGCAGGGUGGCAGGAAUGCGGCCUGCAGCUCCUCACUACAGAGUGAAGCCAUACAGGGCACCUCAGAAGCUUGAAGAUGCGGAGCCUGCCCUAUCUUCUGAGCCCCUUGCAGGAGGAUGGUUCAGCUUGAUUCUCUCUGAAGCCAGAGCUCAUCAGUUCUUGACUUUUGAACUUCUGGCCACCAGGAUCCUGAGAGAAAGUCUGCUGUUUAUGCUAAUUAGUUACACAAGCAGGGAGUUUGUCUGCAGCUGGCCACGCUGGCCCACACUCACCUGCAUGCCUUGCACAAUCACACUGCAAAGAGUUUCAUUGCUCCUGUGCAGCCAGGGUGUAAGCCAAUCAAGCUGCCAUCUGUAGCUUCCUAUGCUUCUAGGGGGGGCAGGAGGACUUUGUUAGCUGGAGCCUUGGAUCUCCAAAGGGGCUGAUGAUCAUAGCUGGAGAGGAAGGCCAGGCUCCAAGGCACAGGCUGUGAAGACCACUCUCCCCUCCCGGGUGCAGAGCUUCUGUAACGGUCACAGGUAGGACAGAGCUGGGCUUGCCAUAGAAAAAGAACCUGGGUUGUGCUGUGUGGGGGGUGAACUAUGUGAGAGACUGUAUGUAAGAGCAUUGCCAUCACUGGGAGAUGCUUCUGGAUGGAGAGUUUACCAGUGAGUGUGAACAGGUUAAUGUGGCUGCACAAGGAUGCACGAGUGUGUCCAUGCAUGCUGGCACUUACCGUGUGACCCCCCCCCCCCAGUGAAACCAUACCAAGCUGCAGAAAGAAGACACAGACUCCUGUGGUGGGAGGGCCCGAAGGCACUAACAGGGCACACUCCUGGGCUCAGAUUCCAUAGCCUUCCUGACUGGAUGCCUAGGCUGGACACUGCACUAUGGAGCCUGUUUCACGGUGUCAAGCUGGUACCUUAUGUGAUGUUUGUUAUAGGGAUGGGAGUUGAGAAACUGGGUAAGGGGGUAAGGGCUUUGCCACCACUCCGUGCCCAUUCCAAGCUGAGAGGGUUCAGGACGGGUUCACUGAAGCUAUUAUUCAUUUUUGAACUUCUGGUCACUAUUCAAAUUCUCAACUUCUAUGAAGAGGGUUCACUGACCCGUUCCAGGCACCUCGGUUACCGCUGAGCGACAUGGCCUUGUAGACCUGCCCUUGCGCACGCUGUGUGGCUGUGUGUGCAGUGGUGUCUCUCCCAGAGAAACCCUGGAAGACCUCAACACAAGUUCUUGAACUUGACCAGGGCGAGGGGCGUGCCCGCGACAGACCACGCCCACCCCAGCCCCCACCCCCGCUGCAUUCUACGGGAGAACGGCCGGAGGUGACGCCGGAACGGAGCGUGUAGGGACUAGCAGUAAAGGCCAAACCCGAGCUUAGCCGCACAGACGCCGCCGCGGUCGUACUUCUGAACCCUAACCGUCCUGAGUGCUGCAUCAGGCGGCUCCGCAAAGAAAUUUCUAACAGGAGACAGGGCAGCUUUAAAAUAAAGAUUCUGAGUCCUGCACCCGUGCGUCCUGUGACCGUUCCAGCUCAUCCCUCUGUAAAGGGGUUCCAGCCCUGUGCUGGAAACAUCCCCGCCUCGCCCGGGAAGCCGACUUCUAGACCGGUUCCUGCCCUGUCUGCCUGCCCUGUCUGCGUUCCUCUCUGCAGUUGAGAAUUUACAGCGGCCCCUUGGUUGCCGGCGCCUGGCUCUCGGCUGGGACGCACCCGGAAGUUGCCGCUACCGCAGGUGGCGCGGCCGCUUUGCCAUGGCGACGGCCGCUCGGCGACGCUUUUGCCGCUGCGCCUGCUUCUGCUCUCAGAACCUGUACGUGGCGCGCUACGGGCUGCACCUGCGCUUCCGGGACGAGCAGCAGUUGCGUCGUGACUAUGGCCCGCUCCUGCGCAGCCGAGGCUGCGUCAGUUCCAAGGACUUCCAGCAACUCUUGCAGGAGCUUGAGCAGGAGGUAGGGCGCCGCCGCAGGCUGGGGCAGGAAUCAGCUGCCAGAAAAGCCCUCAUUGCCAGCACCUACCACCCAGUGAGGCCUGAUGUCUACUGCUCACUGCAGGAUGCGGCACUGGCCCCUGAGUUUGUGGCUGCAGCUGAAUACAGUGCAUCCCCCGGUGCAGGCCUUGAGGGCCUUCUCCAGCAACUGGAGAUAGUGUCAGAGGAGAAGCGCAUCUACCGGGUGCCUGUGUUCUCGGCGGAGUUCUGCCAGGCCCUGCUGGAGGAGCUGGAGCAUUUCGAGCAGUCGGACAUGCCCAAGGGAAGGCCCAACACCAUGAACAACUAUGGGGUACUGAUGCACGAGCUAGGCCUAGAUGAGCCACUGGUGACACCACUGCGGGAGCGCUUCCUGCAGCCACUGCUGGCCUUGCUGUACCCCGAGUGUGGUGGGGGCCAGCUUGAUAGCCACCGUGCCUUUGUGGUCAAGUAUGCGCUGGGCCAGGACCUGGAGCUGGGCUGCCACUACGAUAAUGCCGAGCUCACCCUCAAUGUGGCUCUGGGCAAGGCCUUCACAGGGGGUGCCCUAUACUUUGGGGGCCUCUUCCAGGCACCUGCAGCCCUGAUGGAACCCCUGGAAGUGGAUCAUGUGGUGGGCCAGGGUAUCCUGCACCGUGGUGGCCAGUUGCACGGGGCUCGGCCCCUGACCACUGGAGAGCGCUGGAACCUUGUCAUCUGGCUCCGGGCAUCUGCUGUUCGAAACCGCCUCUGUCCUAUGUGCUGCCAGAAGCCAGAGCUGGUGGACGAUGAGGGCUUCGGUGAUGGCUUCACCCGGGAGGAGUCUGCCAUGGUAGAUGUAUGCGCACUGACUUGAGCCUGGUCCCCCAGUGGUGGUGCCAGGGCAGCAGGAAACUGCCAUCUUGGAUGAGGAGGGGAGAAAUAAACUCUAUAGCCAUGACCCUUCUUGGGUCAAAGGGACACGCUGACUCCUCAGUCACUCUUUGGACAGAUGAGCUGUGUUAGGGCAGAACAAGUCGAGUUUGAGAUGAAGUAUUGAGGUCGAGGGUGGAGCAGGUUCAGGAAGGGAAGGAGCCCCAAAGAGCCUCAGCCUGAUCCCUGGGGAGCUCUGCCUGGGCUGGGGGACUCAGUCAGUGACUCCUUGGAUAGGGUGGCUCACAGGGAUUUAAGUGGAGUUCAUUGGUCUGUCAGCAGUGCUGGCGAGUGGGGAGCCAGACUUUCUGGGUUCAAGCCUCUGUUCUGGCACGUCCAGCUGGGCAGCUCAGAAUUUGUUUGCAGCCUGGAUGUUGUGACGAGUUGACAUUUAUAAAGCACUUUAUAACAGC